UAAUUGUACCUAUUUAAUAGAUUAGAAUCAGAUUCUCUGUUCGUAUAUUACUGAAUCCAAUAUCCAUGCAAAGUCAAUAAAAAGACCGAAUUUGCGUAAUCGCCGUGAUCACAUUUUAACUAUUAAACGGUUGUGUUUUAAAUGUAUUUUGAGAAUUUCGAGUAAAUAUUUAUUAACAUUUGACAUUUUAAUCCUUUAGUUAACAUUGAACUCAAUAGAAAUGGCAGCAGUUGAAUCACUUGUCAAAGUUGAAGAAAAACCUGUUAACAGAGAAAAGACUUGCCCAUUAUUAUUAAGAGUGUUUUGUGCAAUGGGACAUCAUAAUAAUUUAUCGGAAUACUAUCGUGGCGCUGUACCUGGCAAUGAGCUUCAAAUAUAUACGUGGAUGGAUGCUACACUACGUGAAUUGACUGGUUUGAUCAAAGAGGUAAACAUUGAAUCUCGAGUCCGUGGAACAACUUUCGAUUUUGUUCUUGUAUCACCAGAAUAUAAUUGCCCAAGAUUUAAUGCAUAUGAAAUUGGACUUACUGUUGCUGGAAAUAGAUCUCCAGAUGAUUCAAAAACAUUAGGGAAUACAAGAUUUACAAUUGGUGAUUAUUUAGAUGUUUGCAUAACUCCUCCAGAACGUUUUAUGAGAAGACCAGCACCAAUGCGUUACCGUAAAUAAUUAUAUUUGAAAUAUUUUAAAAAAAAAAAACCUUUCAGUCAUUGAACGAAAAUCUGGUAUACUGAAUCAUGUUAGCCUAUAUAAAAUGUCAUGUCUGAUUGAAGUCUACAAUAUUUAGAAAAUAAGGAUUGAAUUGUCAAAAUACAAUUUCCAUUUGAAACAAUGUAUAUUAAUAAUUACCAUA
This is a messenger RNA of Melanaphis sacchari, 851 nucleotides long. It is a transcript of the gene Bin1, whose product is annotated as histone deacetylase complex subunit SAP18. Gene Ontology annotation, cellular component: nucleus. The coding region runs from base 221 to 667 and encodes 148 amino acids. Gene Ontology annotation, molecular function: transcription corepressor activity; transcription factor binding. The transcript is spliced from 5 exons. NCBI's taxonomy places the organism in Eukaryota, Metazoa, Arthropoda, Insecta, Hemiptera, Aphididae. Gene Ontology annotation, biological process: negative regulation of DNA-templated transcription. The record is from RefSeq and is a predicted model, not a curated record.